Phycomyces blakesleeanus NRRL 1555(-) is the source of this 465-nucleotide messenger RNA. RefSeq lists its product as hypothetical. The record is from RefSeq and is a predicted model, not a curated record. Lineage: Eukaryota; Fungi; Mucoromycota; Mucoromycetes; Mucorales; Phycomycetaceae. Bases 26 to 334 code for a protein of 102 amino acids. The transcript has a single exon.
CGUAUUCUGGAGUAUAUCUACUACCAUGGGCCUUGUAGAAAAAAUGCGACAUAAACUUGACCUCCACAAACUGGACCAAUACACGAAACGUCGACGAUCACAGUCCCAGUUUGAGUCGCACGAUAGAAGCUAUUAUGAGGCAGCCUACCACGAUGGCGAUUAUCUCGACCCUACAGACUCCAAUAGUCCUACUUCCAACCGAAAUCACCCUUCACUUUCUUAUAAAUCGAAUGGGUGGUCUAUUACAGAUGUUUUCAAGAAGAACAAGAGUACGGCUGGUCCAAAUAUUCACUUGAAAACAUCCGAAACAUAUACCUAUGGCAGACCUUCCUGAUUACAAUAUAUAUAUAUAUAACUUGUGCUGUAUAAAUACCAACAGACAAAUAUCUUGCUUUUGAAUAGAGAGAUACACAUUUAUAAAACGAUAAUAAAAAAUCCCUUGUUGACGUCGUUUCUAUCCAUCAU